GUUUGUCUCGAAUGGUCGUGUUUGCGUUGCCGUCUCUUGAAAAACGAACGUGUCGCGUUGUUCGCGUCAAAAUGUUUCGAUGUAAAGUUUUACAUCAAAAAUCUUAGUGACUUGGAUUUAACGACUGAUAUUUUGUUUUUUAAUUUUAGAAUUACGUGUUGUUUCAUAUUUUGUGCUGUGCUGACGAAUACUGGGCUUAAUAAUUACAAUCGAGUGCACAAUGCAAACGAUUUUGAAUUUUAUGCCUACGUCUUGUGUGUGUGAUUUGGUACUGUUAAAAACAUGUUGUUAGGAUUUGUUGUGUUUUCUCUUCUAGUUUUUAAUACCAUCCAGACAGGGUUGAGUUCUAGUCUACUAUGCGGGCGCACCAAAGAGGUGGAAGUAGGGAGCAAUGUGGGCGCAGGGGCAGCUCUCGCGCUGGCCCUGGUGCGGCCGCAGUCAUCCGCGUCGCACUCCCCCUGUCAGCUCAAACUGAACGCUCCUGAUGCAGCGGCAUUUACAGUCAGACUUAUUGAUGUUAAGGAGUCGAUGGCGGACUGGGACCGGGGUUUCACUGAAUUGGACGCCCCGACGCAGGUAGCUGGAGCCCCAGGGCGCAAGUGGAGCGCCAGAAAUGUGCAGGCUCAAAAUACAGCCACCGACCAGUCUCCGCCUGUCACCAACAAUACUGAUGCUUGCAAACUACUCAUUUAUAUCGGCGAAGCGAAAAAUCCAAUAUGGCGCUUACCGCUUUGUGGCGGGAACGCGGCCGCCAUUGCAGCUAGAGCAGGCGCCAAGCUAUUGCCGCCGAAGAUCAGGAUUGUAUGGAACCCGCCUACUUCUCCUUACCAGCACACGGAAAAAUUACGACUGGUGGUUACAGCAGUUAAUAGUGGGGCAAUGUGCAAUAACGAAUCUCAGUUUGUAUGCGGUGUGACCGGUCUUUGCAUAUCUUCGUAUCUGGUCUGCGACGGUGUAAAGCAUUGCCCUGGUGGGGAAGACGAGGACUCGAGCGCCUGCGCCCACCGCCGGGAUCCCCCACUCCUCGAGUUGCUGCGAAGGUUCGCAGCCAGGAACCAGGAGCUGUUAGGCCUGGACCAACCAGAUGGGCAGACGAAACCGUCAGUUAUUAUGAAAAUCUCUGAAGGCGAGCAGAAGUCGAAUGCGUUUAUGGAGUUUGCGGCAGCGUUGAAACCAUACGGCCCGUGGAGCUACCUCGUGGUUGGGAUGCUGGUCUGCGCCACUAUACUCAUGUUCUGCUUGGCAUGGGAAUGCUGUUGCAAACGCUCCAAGCCGUCAGACACUCCUAUCAACAUACCACCACAGUGCAUCGACCUCUCGCCGACGGUGACAGUCACCGCUGCGUCCCAGCAGCUGUUCCCUCACUCCCUUCCCGCCUCCCCCCCAGCGUACGAAGCGCCCCCUUCAUACUCCUCCUUAUUCCCCCGAGCUUUCAAGUCUUCCCCCACACCGGUACCACACUGCUCCCACCAGGAGCCGCCCGAUUGAAUGAAUGAUCGAACGAAUGAUAUUUAGUUAGGUAGUUACAUUAAAUAAUUUCAAGUGGUGUAAUGGUAAGAAUAGGACUGAGGAACAAGACAAGUGACCGAGGCAUCAUAGUCACGCAGGCGAAAGAACAAGAUGCCGAAUGUUGCUGUCCCGUUCUAUCUUCUCUGUACAGCAGCGAUUUACACGUUAUCGAUAGAUUCACUUACUAUAGUUGCAACUUGUCUAAAUACACUUAAUAUCUUCGAAGUUAUCAUA
Achroia grisella is the source of this 1743-nucleotide messenger RNA. RefSeq lists its product as uncharacterized. The transcript is spliced from 7 exons. The record is from RefSeq and is a predicted model, not a curated record. Gene Ontology annotation, molecular function: protein binding. NCBI's taxonomy places the organism in Eukaryota, Metazoa, Arthropoda, Insecta, Lepidoptera, Pyralidae. The coding region runs from base 283 to 1488 and encodes 401 amino acids.